AUGGACGGGCCACCGACCAUGCUGGGCUCGUCGGUGACGCCCACCGCGACCCCUGCUCAGAAGGAGAGGCCUUUCAGUCCACAAUCGUCGAGCACCAUCUCCGGUCCCCGACCAAGUCUCGACCUCAACGAUGGCGGCAACCUCCAGCUUCCCUCUGCUGCCAACGGCCCUGCCUCCGUUCGGAACAUGUCCACUUCGGCCGUCAGCUUCGGUCCCAGGGGCUCGAGCCUCAACCCCUCCUCUAUGGCUGGUCCGGGUAGUUUCAGCUCCGACCUGAGGAGUCAGAUGGGGCAGUCACGCGCGGGCUCGAGAAUGGACGUCUACAACAACCUGGGCACGCUGGACGAGGCAGGCGACGCCUCAGCCAAGGACAGACUCCUUGCCGAUCUGCGCGAUGACCUCGCAAGGGAGAACAAGAUCAAGGAGGGCAGUGAGAACAUGCUUGAGGCCCUCAACAGCAAAAAGCCAAAACAGGUCAAGGAGCAGAAGGCAAAGGUCGAGGCCGAGCUGAACGCCUCCUACGCUCGCAUCAGGAACCUCAAAUUGCGCAUAGAGGACAUCCAGCAGGCCAAGGCGGCUCCCACCACACCCAUACGUGCCCCGGAGGAGUUCUUCCCCGCCAGAGGGAUCCGGUCUCCCCAAAGCGCAUCGAGGAGUGGUGCUGGCUCAGAGAUCGAAGAGACCAUGGACCCCACAUACCAGCUUGGGGAGCUCCUGCAGGCUCUGGAGGCCACUGGCCUGACGCCUGAGUACUACGUUGCCAAGGCCAACAGUCUUGUCGACCUCUUCAAGCAGUAUCCAAUGCUGAAGUAUGACCUCGUUUGGUCCAUCUUUGGCCUCAGGGUGCAAAUGAUGCUGGUCAGUGACAGCAGGGAGGUCGUGGCAGCAGGCUACAGGAUGACCCGCUACGCCAUGUCGGACAGGGUCUCUCUCAAGAAGAUCCGCACCCUUAACACCGAUUACAUUGUAAUCUCGUCCUUGAUCAAAGACAGAAAGGCCGACCUGGAGAGGGAACAAGCAUUGAAGUUUGUGCGCGCUUUCCUCGACAUCAAAGACGGUGUCAAAGAGCUGUCAAGGGCGGUCGUCAGAACAGUUGUCUCCAUUGCAGAACACAACGAAGACAGGCUGCGGUCGAUUUGUCUGGAAACGCUGGCGGAGGUCCUUGUUCGAGACCCUCAACUGGCUCUUGCCUCCGGUGCGAUGGCCAUCCUCUGCGAUGCCCUGACAGAAGGCUCUUACAAGGCUCCACAGAGUCUAAUUUCGGGCUUUCUGUUCCUGCUGGAUUGUCCCCGGCGGCGAAAGUAUCUUCGACCAGGCUAUGAUGUCGAGGUCAUCUUCAACGUCUUCACUGAUGUCUUUAUAUCCAGCGAGACCAUCCUGAAGCACAACUCCAAGGCUAUUUCUUCGGCGCUCAAGACGUGGUCAGGUCUCAUGUACCUGUCCAUGUACAAUUCCAGGGCCAUCAGGUCCCUGAUAUCAAGCUUGGUCAUUCCCAAUCCGCAUGCCAGGGACACUGUCAUUGACCUUCUCUACGCGCUCCUGCGAAUCAAAUCGCCAGCAUGGGCAACGCCAUUUCUGGCCGGCAGAAGGCUUACAACCUACGGGAGGGUCACUGCACUGAACACGACCGCGCCGAAGGGAACACAGGCGUAUAUCGAGGAUGAUGGGGGAGAGCAGAACUUCGUGGACCACUACACUGCACUGCUCCUGGCGGCCCUGAUCCGGUCGGACCUGGUGCCGACGCUCCUCAACCUCGCUCGGGACGCAGAAGACGAGACACUGAAGCGCAAGUCGACGUUGCUGUUGGGUGAGGUUCUCAGGCUCUCAAGUCGACUGCUGCCUCCUUCAUGGAGCAGCGAGCUGCAGUUUUUGCCGGGACUCUUCUCAGCGGCUGUCCGGUUCGAUGACAAGUCGCACUUCGUUGCCACAAGUCUGGUUUAUCAGAUCAGCAGUGUCAGUCGUACGCUCUAUCGGUCCUCUCCGUCUGUUUUCACAGCUGCUGGGCUUGCGUCACAUCAAAUUGCAAAUCCAGGAUUGGAAGAAGAGCAGACCAGAGCCGCGCCCGUUGUGAGCGUCGAUGAAGGCACAUUCCGGCAGCUAUUGGUUGACUCCUACGUCCUCAGUAGCAGCAACUACCUCAAGUGGAACUGGGACAUCAUACUCAAGGUCAUCGAGGGACCUUUGACAAUCAAUAAGAGAGUUGAGGAUGCCAUCAAAGCGUCGAAAUGGAUGAAGAGAUUGAUGGGGUUCUACCGGCCAUUCAAGUACCGAUUUUCAGACAUGAAGAACACGCGGAACACACAGAAGUACGUCAGGGCGGGUUGUGCUCUGAUGCAGGCGCUUCUUCAGACACCACAAGGCCGGGCGUAUCUGGUAGACAACAAAGUUUUGAGGCAACUCGCCGAGUGCCUGGCUCAAUGCGAUCCGAAAAGCGGCUUAACUGCUCGGGUACCGCUGUUUUCCAAAGACCGACUCAUGGACACGCUAAGUGGAGGAUACGUUGCUAUGCUCGGUGUUUUAACAGGGGACGUCAGAGGCUUAGAGAUGAUGAAUCGGUGGAGGAUGUUCAACAUGAUAUUCUCCAUCCUUGACGGCCAGCGACGCCCUGACCUGAUCAAGAUGAUGCUUUCGCACUUUGACUACAAUAUCCAACACCACCCUCAGGUCCUGCUUCAGAAGGCCAUGACCAGCAAUACUAAAGAGAUACGGAUGUACGCUACUAACAUACUCGGGAAGCACGCCAACGAUCCCAAGGUCAACCUGACUGGCGACAUGAAGUGGGCCAUCAGGGCUCUUGUGACGCAGCUCUACGACCCGGAAGUUGAAGUCAGCGCUACCGCAAUCAAAACACUCGAGAAGGCGUGUAACACAAGGAACUAUCUGGAAAUGAUCGUUGAGUGCAAACCGGGGCUGGAUCAUCUGGGGGAAAUCGGUGCUCCCCUGCUGCUACGAUUCUUAUCCACCUCGAUAGGCUACCAUUACUUGGAUGGCCUUGACUACAUCAGCAACGAAAUGGAUGACUGGUUCCUCGGCCGUAACGACACCUAUGUCAACACCGUCGAGGCCAGUCUCGCCCGUGCCUUUGGCGAUGGCCAAGACGAGCCUGCCAACCGCCUGACCUUGCUUGGUGACGAACCGGACGCAGAAGCUGACCCGCACGUUCCGCCACACUUCUACCGCGAACUGACACGCACCUCAGAAGGCUGCAAGCUUCUGCAAGACAAGGGCCACUUCGCCGAAUUCGCGGCCACAAUCAAAGAGCAGGGACUAGAAGCCGAUGACGCUGAGACGAUGAUCAAGGUCAAGGGGUGCAUGUGGGCUGUUGGUAAUGUGGGUUCCAUGGAGCGUGGCGCACCAUUUCUGGAGAGCUGCGACGUGGUCCAGGACAUUGUGCGGAUCGCCGAGUUCCACGAAGUCAUGAGCAUGCGAGGGACCGCGUUCUUCGUCAUCGGUCUGAUCUCAAGGUCUGUUCACGGGCUCGAGAUGUUGUCGGAGCUCGGUUGGGACGCGAACACAAACUCGCUAGGGAACUCGACCGGGUUCUGCGUCCCCAGCGACCUGUCGAGAUUCUUCUCGCUGAAGCCCUGGCAGCAUGAGACGGCCGGUGCCAUAGUCUUGCCAGACACGCAGAGGACGGAAAAGAGCGCGAAACCGCCAGUGUUGCCGUCUCGGCCGCGAUCAGACUCGCUGAUGGAGGCCAUGGGGCCGCCGACGUCCGAGUAUGGCUACGCUAACACCGGCGCUUUCGACGACGACGAGCCUGUAGAACUGGAUCCGGACCCGCUCAACCACAAGAUACUCGAGCUCUUCAUCGACCUCAGCAACACAGUACGCUUCGGUAAGGCCCGGACCGAACUUGUGCAGCUCAAAGAACAGAAGAAACCCCCUGGGUUUUCCAACCCGCGAUUGUUCCGGAGGGUGGUGGCUCUCAUGGAGACGCACCACUACAGAUUAAAUGCGCGCCGUAUGCUUGAACUAUUCGAGCGUACCGUGCUACGGCAGGUCGUCUUUGAGGAGGAUGGGGAGGGCGAGGAACCUGACGAUCCCACUGAGCUGCCAAGAGAGGGAUCUGGCGCCGACACGCCAGCUGGGGACAAGGAUGAAGAAAGAGGGCCCGAGGACGUGAGCUCUGGCGCUGAAUAG
Messenger RNA from Diaporthe citri, 4143 nucleotides. RefSeq lists its product as uncharacterized. The record is from RefSeq and is a predicted model, not a curated record. NCBI's taxonomy places the organism in Eukaryota, Fungi, Ascomycota, Sordariomycetes, Diaporthales, Diaporthaceae. Bases 1 to 4143 code for a protein of 1380 amino acids. Gene Ontology annotation, cellular component: TORC2 complex. Gene Ontology annotation, biological process: TORC2 signaling. The transcript has 3 exons.